GGUUGAAACAAGCAAUUGGUGGUCUUAGGUAGAUCUAAGGCAUGGCGGCUGAAGUAUUAUUAUAAUGGUGGUUUUUGUUUAUCUUGAAAGGGAGAGUUCAAGUGAUGGAAAAUGAGGAUGAUCAUGGAGUGGAUUUUAGAUCAGGCAGACAUUCUUCUCUUGGGUGCCCCAUCCUAUUCGAGUUUACUUGUGUCAUUUCUUCAGGCUUGGUAGACGAAUACUCUUCAUUUGGAUAGGUGAUUAAUUUGAUGACUAGCCCCCGCAGGGGUGUGUAGAUAGGUUGGUUGAGA
Linum tenue is the source of this 290-nucleotide messenger RNA. NCBI's taxonomy places the organism in Eukaryota, Viridiplantae, Streptophyta, Magnoliopsida, Malpighiales, Linaceae. The record is from the annotation of a GenBank genome assembly.